Messenger RNA from Hemibagrus wyckioides, 1370 nucleotides. It is a transcript of the gene fahd1, whose product is annotated as fumarylacetoacetate hydrolase domain containing 1. Gene Ontology annotation, cellular component: mitochondrion. Bases 161 to 850 code for a protein of 229 amino acids. The record is from RefSeq and is a predicted model, not a curated record. NCBI's taxonomy places the organism in Eukaryota, Metazoa, Chordata, Actinopteri, Siluriformes, Bagridae. The transcript has 3 exons. Gene Ontology annotation, molecular function: acetylpyruvate hydrolase activity.
GUAGCAGUGUGCCGUAUGCUCAAAAGAGCUGUACAUGUGAAGUAGAAGUGCACUCGCUUCACCUUACUUCAGCGUCGAUGUAGUGGACAAGUUUAGGGAGCUUGUAGGCAAUUGAAAUUCAACCACUGACCGAGGUUUUCGGGGUUCUAAGGAGUUGAAAAUGAGCACGCGCAAUGUGGCACGUUUCUGGGAAUGGGGGCGGAAGAUAAUCUGCGUGGGGCGAAAUUACGCAGAACACGCCAAGGAGCUGAAGAACGAGCUGCCCACGGAGCCCGUGCUGUUCCUGAAGCCGCCGACGGCGUAUGUCAAGGAGGGAUCUCCGAUCCUUGUGCCUCACUACUCCACCAAUCUGCACCAUGAAGUGGAGCUCGGCGUGGUGGUGGGUAAAGCGGGCAGAGACAUCCCCCAGACCUCAGCCAUGGACCAUGUCGCCGGAUAUGCGCUGUGCUUGGACAUGACCGCGCGGGACGUUCAGGACCAAUGCAAAGCAAAAGGGCUGCCCUGGACUCUCGCCAAAGCCUUCGACACGUCCUGUCCCGUGAGCGACUUCAUCCCCAAAGAGCGGAUCCCGGACCCGGCAGGUGUCGAUUUGUGGCUCAGAGUGAACAGUGUCACUCGGCAGAAGGGCAGCACGGGGCAGAUGAUUUUCUCCAUACCCUACCUGAUCAGCUACAUCAGCAGGGUAAUGGCGUUAGAGGAAGGAGACCUCAUACUGACCGGGACGCCUAAAGGUGUCGGAGCCGUGCACGAGCAUGACGAGCUUCAAGCCGGCAUCGAGGGUGUCAUCAACAUGACAUUUAAAGUCGGCAAACGGGCUGACAAGAGUCCAAGAUCAUAUGAGAUGACAUAAUAGUGUCCUGGAUGUUCUGACACCGUCUCCAGCUGGAAGUGUUCCUGCAUCACACCCCAUGUGUCCAGGAUGACCUCCACAUCCACCACAAUGUUGACCACCAUAAAUUCCUGAAAAUGACUGAAUUAAAUAUAACAAGUAAUCUAGUAAUGCUGUUGUCUCUCUGUGUGAUCUUACUUGUGUGAUUAUUUUAAAACAGCAAAUAUAUAUAGACAAAAGACAAACUAAAGACAAAAUACAUAGUGUGUAUCAAUUCACACUGACCUAGAAAAAAAAAUGGCUCCAGCUUCUAACACAUUUUGCUGUCACUGUAAUUCAACUCACAGAAAUAUUUUCUAGUGCAGCUGACAGAAUAAAUUGUGUUUGAUACUUAAAAACCCAUAUAAAAAAACAUUUUGUACUUUUAGUUUCUCUUUCUUCAGGUAUUUCCUCAAAACAUGUUUCCUGUGACAGUGCUAGCUUCAGUUUAUAGUCUUUUUUAAUUUUAUUUUUUUAAACUCAUGCAUGCUAUAUAAAUGUU